Molecule: messenger RNA, 3613 nt
Organism: Miniopterus natalensis
Lineage: Eukaryota; Metazoa; Chordata; Mammalia; Chiroptera; Miniopteridae
Gene: PROX2
Product: prospero homeobox 2
Biological process (GO): regulation of transcription by RNA polymerase II
Cellular component (GO): nucleus
Molecular function (GO): RNA polymerase II cis-regulatory region sequence-specific DNA binding; DNA-binding transcription factor activity, RNA polymerase II-specific
Source: RefSeq, a predicted model, not a curated record
AUGGAGCCUCUCUCUGGCUUGCUCUCUGCUCCCGCCCGGGCCUGCUCCCAGCCAGCAGGGCCCUGCGUGGAAGGUAGGAGAAGCCCAUCGCCCCGUGAGCUCCCCAAUUCCAGCCUCACCGACCCCGACUGGUUUUGGGAUGAGCAUAUUCAGGCAAAGAGGGCCAGAGUGGAGACCAUCAUCCGAGGCAUGUGCCUGUCCCCUACCCCUCCGGUGCUCGGCCGUGCCGGAGCCAGGGGCAGCCCAAACUGCCCAGAGAAGACCCGGGAGCGGAAGAGGAAGCAGAGCCUUCCCAUGCAGCAGGCCCCCCUGCACCCCGGCCCUGCCGGGAGCCUCGGCAGCAGGAAGGGGGGCCCUCGCAUGAGGGAACAGCUUCAUCUGCUGGAGCAGCAGCUAAGACAACUGCAGGAGCACAUCCUGCAGGCCGCCGAGCCCGGGGGCUCCGCUCAGGGCCCUCGGAGUGCCAAGCAGAGGAAUGGCUGUGGGUGUCGGCCCUGGGCUACGGACAGUGGCCACCACCAGGGUUCCAGUGGGGACAUCUCUGGGGUGGAAAAGCACAGAGUGGCUGAGGUCGAAUGCCAGCCCGAGGAACCCAGCUUCCUUCCUUCUGGAACACGAGCUUUGCUGGAGAUUCUGAGGAAAGAAUUGACCGGGGCAGUGUCCCAGGCUGUGGACUCAGUAUUACAGAAGGUGCUCUUGGACCCACCACACAGCCUGGCUCAGCUGGGCCGAAGCUUUCAGGGGCUGGCCCCAGGGGGUAGAAGCGAGACUUCACCUGAGGGGGGUGCCUGUAAGGACCCACUUCCUUCGGUUGCCUUGCCCAGGAGGACCCAGGCCCAGGCUGGGAGCCCCGGAAACUUAUCACUGGCCACCCCUCUGGACCCUCCUAGAUACCCUGUCUCUCCAAGAACGAUCUCCAAACCCUGCCAGGGCCCCCCAGCAAACUGUCCCUUGACCAUGCCUUCCCACAUGCAGGAACAUCAGAUUCUUGGCCAGCUCCUGGGUCACGGACCCCCUGGUCACUGGAGCAGCAGUCUUCCCCAGGAUGCAUCUUCCCAAAGUCACUCCCCCCCGGAGUCUGUCCUGCGACCCUGGGGAGCUGUCAAACUGCGGCCAGCGGUUUUGAGCCAGCAGCAGCACCCCUUGCCCUACGCUUCCACCUGUUUGGAAAAACUGCCCCUUCUUCCCUCUGUGAAGACGGAGCAAGGUGGCCUGCAGGCUGUCGCCGAAGUGCUUCCAUUUUCUUCAGUCCACAUCCAGGAGGGUCUAAAUCCUGGUCACCUGAAGAAGGCCAAACUAAUGUUUUUCUUCACACGCUACCCCAGCUCCAACCUCCUGAAGGCUUAUUUCCCUGACAUACAGUUCAACCGCUGCAUCACCUCCCAGAUGAUCAAGUGGUUCAGCAACUUCCGAGAGUUCUACUAUAUCCAAAUGGAGAAAUCUGCUCGGCAAGCAAUUUCAGAUGGCGUCACAAAUCCCAAAAUGCUGGUGGUUCUCCGCGACUCAGAACUUUUUCGAGCUCUCAAUAUGCACUAUAACAAGGGAAAUGACUUUGAGGUCCCAGAUUGCUUCUUGGAGGUCGCCAGUUUGACGUUACAGGAGUUCUUCAGGGCUGUCUCCGCAGGGAAAGACUCAGAUCCUUCCUGGAAGAAACCCAUUUAUAAAAUUAUUUCGAAGCUGGACAGUGACAUCCCAGAGAUAUUCAAAUCUUCCAGCUAUCCCCAGGAGCUGCUUCGGAAUUAAGAUCCCACAAAGUGAGGAGCACCUGGCCAGGGUUUCCUGGGUUUGUCUUAAAUGGCAGUCAGGACAGCUGUGGUAAUAUAAAAAGGGCAUAGGGAUAGAGCUCCCUUGCCCCCAACAGGAACUAUUGCCAUUUCUGAUCAUUUCUUUCCUUUUCCAGAAUCAUAAGAAGUUUAACCUUAAGUGUAAAAUAUAUCAACCAAGUGUAAUGGUGUGUUGGUAGCAUAUUGUUAAAGGGACACAACAGUUUUUUGGAAUCAGAAGACCUAAGUCCCCAUCCUACUGUUUCCAAGUGUUAUGGCCCUGGGUACUUGCAGGUAUUCUCUGCAUCUGUAAAGUGAGUCCUGAAGUACUCUGUGAAAUGUUGCUCACUACGCAAGUGUUCCUUCCCCCCCCUUGGCUUUCAGGUAAGGUUAUCUUAGUUGGCUUGUCUGUUGUUGUUUUUACAAAUUGCUGGUUUUAGUGACCUAUUUAUCAAGCUCCACCUAUUUGCUAGACACUAGCAAAUACGUUAUCUUUAAGUUUUUCUCUGAAAAGUAGAUAUUAUCUUCAUUAAAAAAAAACAACAACAACCAGAAGUUUUAGAACAGUGAUGUAAAAACUCGCCAAAGUACAAGGCUAGGGCAUUUGGUUGGAUGGGAAGGCCUGAGUGUGGAGGAACCCAAGACCUUCGGAUGCCAGAUCCCAUCCUGACCACCUCCUGCUGCCUGUCAUGAUCUUAAGCAGGCCACCAUCUCCAGUGAGCAUGCAGCACAGACGGGGGCACUGCCGUCCGGCAGCCCCUGGCACUUCGGAGUGCUUCGCCACCCAGGAUUUCCAUCAAUCAUUCCAGCAAGCCCAACACAAACUUUCUGCAGGAUGUGAGUGUUGCUGUUCAGUCACAUUUGCGUGCUGAAGAGUUAUCCUUGGGACAGCCCACAUUGUCUCUAGUUGACCGAUGCAGUUGACGCCCAACCUCCUAUGUGCAGAGGAAGCUGGACCUCAGAAUGCAAAAGCUAGAAAGGGCCUUAGGAGAUCAUCCCGCCCACCCUGCUUGAAUGAGGAAGGAGGAAACCGAGGCCCACGGGAGACCUGCGUGGCCUGGGCGCAGCCUCCCAGACGAUGAACGGCACAGAGGGACACAUACAGCAUCACUCACAGAAACAAACUCCCCCACGGCAUAAGGAAAUUACAGUCCAUGGUCAACUUUUCAGAGAUAAAGGAAUUCAUGAAAUCAGCUUUUUUCUCUCUACCGGGCCCAAUACAAGUUGUGACGCACUCUGAGGAUAUAGGCAAGUCAUCUGCCGGGUCGAGUAACUGCGUCCGUCCCGAGACAGGCAGAAUCAAGUCUUUGGACGCUCUGCCCAAGGUGCGCAGGCCGGGGCGGGGACACCCGGCUCGGGCUCUGUUGUUUGAUUAGGGGGUGCCUGUGACCUCAUUAGCUUAUUCCUUUCCCAUCUACGUAAAACGAGUUUUCAUAUUCAGUUACCCACUGCCUUGACUUUUCGGGUGAGCUGGAUUAGGUGAGAUAAAUCCCUAAACUGUUGCCAGAUGUAUCAACAUGAAAAAGUCUGAAAGAUGACUUUCCUUUGCAUGUUCAUCUACUUUGAACAAAACAAACAUACGCAGCCCAAAGGAAUCUUCUUGUUCCAAGGUUACUUUGAGGCACCCUUCAAUACAUCCAGUGGCACUCAGGUCACCUUUGCUCUGUUUUCUCCCACGAUGUUCCCUUUACAAAAGUGAAGGAAUCUGCCAAAUCUGAGUUUUAAAAGCAGAGAAGCCCUGAGCGCCCGGAGCGCUGGCGAUCAGUGACCUGUGUUUGCAGACAGCAGAAGAGCCCACUAUGCAGAGUGAUAUUACAUAGCUAUUUAAGACUUUCAUGGGAAACAAUUCC